Cercopithifilaria johnstoni is the source of this 3384-nucleotide messenger RNA. Lineage: Eukaryota; Metazoa; Nematoda; Chromadorea; Rhabditida; Onchocercidae. The record is from the annotation of a GenBank genome assembly.
AUGGAAGGAGCGGCUGAUAAUCAGCCAGGUUUUGAUCGAAGCCAUGUGACAGAAAUGGAAGAGGCAGCAAAUAUAAUUAUGUCACCGAAUAUUUCGCAUGAUGCUCGAAAAGCUGCCGAACAAUUCUUUCUCAGUAUUCGUAACAGGAAAUUUUCUCCAGAAUAUUGCCGUCUAGUCAUUGAAGUAACAUCCAAUGAAUUUGUUAUCUUUGAAAUGGUUCAGCUUAUGGUUAUGAAUCUGUUCAAACAGUGGUCCAUAUUGCAACCACCGAUUUUUCGUCAAUGUUUUGAAUAUCUUUUAGAAAACGCCGUCCGUAAAUUUAGGGCCUCAAAAUUGAUUCGAGCCGAAAUGCUAAGAGCAUGUGCGAAAUUAAUAAAGCGAUCUAUUUUUGAUGGUAAAGCUUGUGAUGCAGAUACAGUGGACCAAACUGUCCAUUUCCUGUUGACUAAUGAAGAUCCACAACUUCAAGCGGUUGCGUGUGAGUUCAUCGAAGCAAUUGCCAGUGAAUUUGUAACAUCGUGGAGGAUGUCUAAUCUUGGCAUCAGUUUUGAUUUUCAUCUCAGGGCUAGGCGUUCAUUUGAGAAUGGAAGCUUACAACGACUCUUCGAAAAGUGUAUACGUAUUUUUUCCGAACUUCUCUUCACUGCUGAUCUCUCGUUACCAUAUUAUGUAAACAUAUGUGAAAAUUUUCUUCGGGUAGCCGAUUUAGUUCUUUCCUGGAAUUUCGAGGUUCAUCGUUUUCCAAUUCGGAUCACUUUUGCAAAUGAAGGAGCACCCGCUGCAGCAUUAAGACCUCCUGAAUCAUGGAAAGCAAUCUUUCAGUCGGACGAAUUUUUGCACCUUUUCUUCGGGUUACACAAACGAGUUCGUCACAACGAAACACUUUGUAUACACUCAAUGAAUUGCCUUAUUCAGUUAUCUUCAUUGAUGGGACCUGUUCUAAUUGACGAUGAAUCAAUUAUUAAAUUGCCUGCAUCCAGUACUUCAAGCUCUGUUAAUGCUCAUGAUCGAUAUGUGUCAAAUUUCAUCGCUGGUUUUGUAGACAUUUUUGGAAGCGGCCCAUUGGAAAGAGAGAUACUUGGUUUUUGCAUGAUUGUACAUAAGUUACUGACAUAUCAUCGAAUUCUUUCGUUUCCCCGAGCCGAGAUGUCAUUCGUAACAUUUCUAACCAUUUUCGUACAAUGUGUUGAACAUCUGACUCCGAUUGCUAUGCAGAAAGCUUUGGAAGAAGACGAUUACGUCUAUCUUGAAAGUUUACAAAGCUUAUACGAUGGUUGGUGGGUGAUGCUUCGAAAUUGCAAUAUUAUCAGGGAUACUUGCCGUUAUCCUGUUAAUUUUGAAGAAUCAACUAUAACGAUUAUUUCGGCAUUUAUGAGAACCGUUCUGUCGGAACCGUACGGUUGCCGGAUAAAGGUUUUAGUCCAAGAAUAUGACGAAGAAAUUGAUGAUGACCGUGAAAUAUUCAAAGAAUUAUUAAACUCUGUCGGACGCUUUUCUGCCUUUUAUUCCGCUCAGAUGUUACCACGAAUGUUUACAGUUCUGUUUGACAAAAUCAAACAGUUUCUGUCCUAUAUCGAAACAGGCGUAAACGAUGAAAUAUUGAACACAUGGCGAGAAGAUAUGCAUUGGACUUUACUGCUAACUGGUUUUAUAUUAACAGCGAGUGAUGACGAUGGUGUUUCACAUUUGCAAGACGAUAUCCUGGAAUAUUAUGAAAAUGCGUUGUGUGGUGAAGUUGAUGUCGAUUCUUCUGUACUAUAUAUUAAAACUUGCAUUGAUUCACCAAAUACAAUUGCUGAUCCUGCACGAGUAGAUCCUUUAAUAAAAAUAAUAGGUGCCGUCUUGGCUUGGUGUUCCAUUGAGCAUAAACUGUUAGUGGAUCGUGGUGCAGAAGCAGUAAGUCCGGAAUUAGCACGUUCAUCACUAUGGUGUAUGGGGCGUUUGAUAUGUGCCGUGGGUUUUCACGCUAUGAAUUCUAAGGAUAGUGAGCAAUUUGCGGCUGUAAUAGAAAAUAUUUUGCAAACAGUGGUCGAUUUUACGUUGCAGAAAUGUUUCAGCAUAUUAAAUAAUCUUUCAGGGGAACACAAGCUGUGUGUGGAUGCUGUAGAAGUAUUUAUUGGUUUGGUAAAUUCUGUGUGUAAUGAAACAGCAAAAAGUCCUUUUCUUUUUCUAUGUCUUUCAACGGUACAAAUUGAACGAUUACCAGCUCGUCAUUCUUUUGUGAAAGUGUUAGUGCAACUUGGCGGCAUGGUCGACGAUGAAAAUAUAAAGAAAAUUUUGUAUGAAAUGGUUUUGCAACCACUUCAUGAAAGAUUUAUGUUUUUGACUAAGGAACAAGCAAGCUUGGAGACGGACCUCGUUGACUUAAUGGAUUGCUUUGGCGGUCUGGCUGAAGCUGCUCAUAGUUAUAACACCCAUUUCUUAUUUGAAUACUUGUCACCAAUUCUGACAUGUUCAAUUGGUCUAUUGUUAACACACAAAGAGUCUCAGCUUAUUACCAAUGCUGUUCUGGAUCUCUUCAACAGUGUCACAAAGCGUAUGAGUGUCUAUAGUGAGGAUCGUAAUGACAUGAAUUUUCUCUAUGCGACAUUGCUAGAACUUAUUGGAGUUUAUCGGGAUGGACAGUUUACGCGGUAUAAAGUGAUUGACAUUGAUGUCGAAGAGAAAGCAUCCGAUCUAAUAAUAUUAUUAGAUAUUCUUGCCAAUGUUUUAAGCAAGGAUGUCCUAUCGAUUAGUCCUUCAUCUUCAUUCGAUACAACGGAGUUUCCAAAAAGCGGCUCUCGCGUUGCACUAAUUGCCUUGGAGAUGUUGCUACCUAUAAUGGAAGAUGAUUUGCUCAAAUUACCUUUAUUAUGCCGAAAAUUUUAUCGCUUCAUUUUGUAUUUUACUGAAAUGACACCACAGUCUCUUGAAAGUUUGCCCGAAGCAUUGUUUAUAUCAAUUAUUGAAUGUCUUCGUCAUGGCUUGAAGUCGGAUUUCGGACACGAGAUUUCGUUGAUUUCCGCUGAAACAGUAGCCGAAAUGGCCUCAUAUUUUGCUCGACGUACACCAAGGAAUGAAGCAGCUAUUGCACGUCUUGUUGUUCUUCUUGAACCAACGUUUUGGAUGUGUUUAAAUUGUUCCUGGCAAGUAGAUUUGCAAAAUGCUUCCACAGCAGCCCUCUUCUCCCUGAUUUGUUGCAAUCAGGUUGCUUUCGAGGAAUACGUUAAACAAUUGCUCUCUCGUAAUGAAAAUCGCCCGUAUUAUUCGUCUCUGCAUAUAGCAUUUCAAGCUUUAUUACCAGCUAAUCUAGAGUUUCAUUUAGGUCGACGAGAAAAACGUGAUUUUCGUGAUCGUUUAGAGCAAUUCCUGAAUCAGUCGCAGGGUUUGCUUAUUAUUGAAUAA